UGGAACUUUUUAGCGCCUUCGGGUUCCAGAUUCGAGACUUGGGCUGUUCAUAAAUAUACCUAUACAUAUGUGUGAUCUAAUAAAACAUUGUCUCCUCUCUUUGAGGCAGCAGCUUUUUAUGACUUCUCCUUUAUGUCAGACACUUGCCUGGCUUCUUUGGGUUAUAAACUUUUGAUGCCAGACCUCUGCAGAACGUGCCCAACUGCAUUUUAAAGUAGCGUCUUGAAGAGAGAGGCAGAGCAAGAACAAUCCGUGACCUUCGUCCUUGCAGCUUCCUUCCUCCUCUCCCGUCCGGGCUGCCUCCCUCCUCCCCAGGAGAGCCUCGGACCGCUCGCUUUGGACGCAGGAGGGGCAUCUGGUCCUGCCAGGCUGGAAAGCUGAGGCAGGAUCUGAGGAAGAAUCAUUAGACUCCGGAGAGCCUGGACUCGCUUCUUCUCCCUCUCUGCUCUGGCUUGCUCCAGCCGGCCCUCUCCCCCCACACCGCUCCUGACACCGCCGUGUGGGGCGGGCACCGGGACCUGCCGCGUUCUGGGAAGUUGUGGCUGUCGAGGAUGGGGGUCUGUGGGUACCUGUUCCUGCCCUGGAAGUGCCUCGUGGUCGUGUCUCUCAGGCUGCUGUUCCUUGUACCCACAGGAGUGCCCGUGCGCAGCGGAGAUGCCACCUUCCCCAAAGCUAUGGACAACGUGACGGUCCGGCAGGGGGAGAGCGCCACCCUCAGGUGUACCAUCGAUGACCGGGUCACCCGGGUGGCCUGGCUAAACCGCAGCACCAUCCUCUACGCUGGGAAUGACAAGUGGUCCAUAGAUCCUCGUGUGAUCAUCCUGGUCAACACACCCACCCAGUACAGCAUCAUGAUCCAGAACGUGGACGUGUACGACGAGGGCCCGUACACCUGCUCCGUGCAGACGGACAACCACCCCAAGACCUCGCGGGUGCACCUCAUCGUGCAGGUUCCUCCACAGAUCAUGAAUAUCUCCUCAGACAUCACUGUGAACGAGGGGAGCAGCGUGACCCUGCUGUGUCUUGCUAUUGGCAGACCAGAGCCAACUGUGACCUGGAGACACCUGUCUGUCAAGGAAGGCCAGGUCUUCGUGAGUGAGGAUGAGUACCUGGACAUCUCGGACAUCAAGCGCGACCAGUCCGGAGAGUACGAAUGCAGCGCCUUGAAUGACGUCGCGGCGCCCGACGUGCGGAAAGUCACCGUCACCGUGAACUACCCUCCCUAUAUCUCGAAAGCCAAGAACACCGGUGUCUCCGUGGGCCAGAAGGGCAUCUUGAGCUGCGAAGCCUCGGCCGUGCCGACAGCGGAGUUUCAGUGGUUCAAGGAAGAUACCAGGCUGGCCACCGGCUUGGACGGCAUGAGGAUCGAGAAUAAAGGGCGCAUAUCCACUCUGACUUUCUUCAAUGUUUCAGAAAAGGAUUAUGGGAACUAUACUUGUGUGGCCACAAACAAGCUGGGGAACACCAAUGCCAGCAUCACACUGUAUGGGCCUGGAGCAGUCAUUGAUGGUGUAAACUCGGCCUCUAGAGCGCUGGCUUGUCUCUGGCUAUCAGGGACCCUCUUUGUCCACUUCUUCAUCAAGUUUUGAUAAGAAACCAUAGGUUCUCUCAGCAACGCCUGCUUCUCCAUAUCACAGACUUUAAUCUACACUGCGGAGGGCAAGCCAGUUUGGGCUUCUUUUUGUUUCUGAUAUUUUUCUUGAUUUUUUUUAAUUUUGGGGUUUUGUUUGUUUAUUUGAUUCUUUUUUCCAAUUUACAUGAGUGGGGUUGGGGGAGGGGCGGGCAGGGUUCUACCAUGUGUAGGAUGAUCAUUCAUUGGUGUGUCCAAAAAACAAAGUCUGGUCCUGCUACCUUGGCCCUUCCCUUUCCUCUGCUCCCCUCCCCAUCAUCACCACCACCAACCUCUCCUGUCCCACAUACCAAAACAUGAGCUCCAUUUGGGCAAAAAUGUGCCUCACGAUAAACACCCCGAAGACACAACUUGACUAUAAUGUAGUACACAGCAAGAGUUACAUCCAAGUGUCCUAUUAUCUGUGUCUUUUAAGCUUUGGACCAUUUUUCUGAUUACAAUGUACAUAUCCC
Molecule: messenger RNA, 2082 nt
Organism: Molossus molossus (Pallas's mastiff bat)
Lineage: Eukaryota; Metazoa; Chordata; Mammalia; Chiroptera; Molossidae
Gene: OPCML
Product: opioid binding protein/cell adhesion molecule like
Exons: 7
Coding region: 552-1589 (345 amino acids)
Cellular component (GO): neuron projection
Source: RefSeq, a predicted model, not a curated record